Messenger RNA from Alligator sinensis (Chinese alligator), 2195 nucleotides. It is a transcript of the gene TBX5, whose product is annotated as T-box 5. The transcript has 9 exons. Gene Ontology annotation, biological process: pattern specification process; cell fate specification; regulation of transcription by RNA polymerase II. Bases 450 to 2018 code for a protein of 522 amino acids. Gene Ontology annotation, cellular component: nucleus. NCBI's taxonomy places the organism in Eukaryota, Metazoa, Chordata, Crocodylia, Alligatoridae. Gene Ontology annotation, molecular function: DNA-binding transcription factor activity, RNA polymerase II-specific; RNA polymerase II cis-regulatory region sequence-specific DNA binding. The record is from RefSeq and is a predicted model, not a curated record.
GUUUCUUUGCACGGGGAGAAUCUAACUGGUAGGGCUUUAAAGAAGAAGAAUACAAAUUAACCUUCCAUUACUGCUGCAGUCAACCAUGAGAGAAUGGGCCAGUUGCGUGUGUGGUGACGUCUCUGAGUCUUAUAGGUGCAAGGGCUGGUGAGAUAGCAGCUAUCGCCUUGAACUCUCUUUAUUUUAUUGGAGUAUGGCUGGUAAUAAACAGUAAUAUUUAAUUUGUCUGAGACCACAAAUCGGCUUCUAGCUGAAAGGCUCCUUCGCCUGGCUAUCCACAGAGUCCUAUAGUGCCUGGACUGGAGAUCCUUCCUCCAGUAUUUUUUUCCCUGCAACCUGCAGAAGGAAAUAAUUUCCAUUUAUUUGCGUCGUUUUCAACUCGUCUUCCAGAUUUUCGCCAGCUACUUUGAAACCCAAGAGUGGGAGAUUCAGCGAAGGAAGCUCGUAACAUGGCGGAUACCGAGGAAGGCUUUGGGCUUCCAAACACGCCAGUGGAUUCGGAGUCGAAAGAGCUUCAGUCUGAAACCAAGCAAGACAGUCAACUCGGGGCCAGCAGCAAGUCGCCUUCCUCUCCCCAAGCAGCUUUUACACAGCAGGGCAUGGAAGGGAUCAAGGUGUUUUUGCACGAGCGAGAACUAUGGCUAAAAUUUCACGAAGUGGGGACCGAAAUGAUUAUAACCAAAGCUGGAAGGCGUAUGUUCCCCAGUUACAAAGUGAAGGUCACUGGACUCAAUCCAAAAACUAAGUACAUACUGCUGAUGGAUAUUGUACCAGCUGAUGACCACAGAUACAAAUUCGCAGAUAAUAAAUGGUCAGUGACAGGGAAGGCAGAGCCUGCCAUGCCAGGCAGACUGUACGUCCACCCAGAUUCACCAGCCACCGGGGCUCACUGGAUGAGACAGUUGGUUUCUUUCCAAAAACUCAAGCUCACCAACAACCACCUUGACCCAUUCGGACAUAUCAUCCUGAACUCCAUGCACAAAUACCAGCCCCGGCUCCACAUCGUGAAGGCGGACGAGAACAACGGGUUCGGCUCCAAAAACACGGCCUUCUGCACCCACGUCUUCCCCGAGACCGCCUUCAUCGCCGUGACCUCCUACCAGAAUCACAAGAUCACCCAGCUAAAGAUUGAAAACAAUCCUUUUGCUAAAGGCUUUCGAGGCAGUGAUGAUAUGGAGCUGCACAGAAUGUCACGAAUGCAAAGCAAAGAGUAUCCUGUGGUUCCUAGGAGCACGGUGAGACAAAAAGUGUCCUCUAACCACAGCCCUUUUAGUGGUGAGACCAGAGUUCUUUCCACCUCCUCCAACCUCAGCUCCCAGUACCAGUGUGAGAAUGGGGUCUCCAGCACCUCCCAGGACCUGCUACCACCUGCCAACCCAUACCCCAUCUCCCAGGAGCACAGUCAGAUCUACCACUGUACCAAGAGAAAAGCAGAUGAGGAAUGUUCCACCACUGAGCAUCCAUACAAAAAACCCUACAUGGAAACCUCACCAGCAGAAGAGGAUCCCUUCUACAGGUCCAGUUACUCCCAACAGCAAGGACUGAAUACCUCAUACAGGACUGAAUCUGCCCAGCGCCAAGCUUGUAUGUAUGCCAGCUCCGCUCCCCCAACGGACCCCGUGCCCAGCCUAGAGGACAUCAGUUGUAACACAUGGCCCACCGUGCCAUCUUACAGCAGCUGCACAGUGACUGCCAUGCAGCCUAUGGACAGGUUACCAUACCAGCAUUUUUCUGCCCAUUUCACCUCUGGUCCUCUGAUGCCCCGUCUCACCGGUGUGGCCAAUCACACAUCACCACAAAUAGGGGACACACAUAGCAUGUUUCAGCACCAAACUUCUGUUUCUCACCAGCCCAUUGUCCGGCAGUGUGGACCUCAAACUGGCAUCCAGUCUCCCCCAAGCAGCUUACAGCCAGCAGAAUUCCUUUAUUCCCAUGGGGUGCCUAGAACCCUUUCACCCCACCAGUACCAUUCUGUUCAUGGGGUGGGCAUGGUGCCAGAGUGGAGUGAGAACAGCUAACAAGGAAAUAAGGGAAAUGCAAGAAAACAAGCCCUGAAAAAUUGAAAACCAACGUAUUAAAGCAAAAUGAAUAUUUUGCAAGACUCCUUUAACUGAAUGUUCACCAUUAGCACUCCAGAGAUGGACACUGAUCUGAUGAGCUGUUUGAAACCACGGAUUAAAUAGUAAUCAACCUCA